UCAAAAUGGCAGUGCAAGUUGGAAAAUUUAGUUCGGGUUGAUCGUCGUCAACAAAACUUUUCAUCGUAAAAAGGUGAAAAUCAGUGUCGAAAAGUGGUUAAAUAGUGCGUAUUGUGUGCGGAACUGUGUCCGGAAUCCGAAGUUGAUUAUAUUUGAACCGGAACUCCAGGGAUAAACGUAAAACCGAAGCAAGAAAAUCACCGCGUCCCUGGGUGAUUUCUGCUGCUGCUCUGGAAAUCGAACCGAGGCGACAAAUUCGAUUCGCGCACACAGCCAUCAGUCAUCAGAAGAAAAACUGCGAGGACAUUGCAUUCGCAGGUUUUCAAGAGGGUGACAAGUUUUUUUUUAAUUCGUUUGGUGGCCCGUUUUAUUGGAUGGUGGCGUUAACGAGUGGAUUACGCAGACGGAAGUCGUAAAUCGGUUGUUGGGUACCACUGAAUAGAGUCGCUGCUGUGUAUAGUUGUAGAUCGGAUAGCCUGCCGCAAGCACCCGCAGUUGUUCUGCUUCCGGUCCGUGGUAGUGGUAGGCCAGAAGCAAUCAUGGACGACGAAACCGAAUACAACGACGGUGAUAUAGUCUGGGUCAAGCUCAGCUAUUGCUGGUGGCCCGGCGAAGUAAUGGCCGGAGAUCGCCUGACGGAGGAAUUUCUCUCCACGCUGAAGCGCCGGCCGCUGGUUGUUGUCAAGUUUUUCGAUGAGGAUUCAUAUGAAUUUGUCAAAAAUACUAAUUUUAUCUAUAAGUAUAACUGUAAUAGGAAGAAUGAAUUUCUUAGAAAGGGUUUAGAACAAUUUCGGGCAAAGAAUAAACACAUGGAAAAGUUUCCGGCGGACGUAAUGCAUGCCGAGCGUACGACCGGAGGCGACCCGAACAUUGUCAACUCAAACGAUUUUCUGCCGCAAAAGCGCGAAAGCUAUGCGGGCAUCUUUGGAGAUAAAAACAAAGGCAGAGCAUCCGUCGGUGGUAAGAACGCCGCCAAGAAAGUUGUUUCCCCUAGCAAAAUCAUCCCAGUUAUUACGGUAAAGAAGCAUGAGGUAAGAAUUCUUGCACAAGCUUCUUCAUUGACGGGCAUCAGUGUUGGAAGUAGGAGUUUAUCCUCAUCGUUGGGUGCAGCAGCAUCAUCGCUUCCCUCGACACCGAGACCAGCCACCGGUCUGAGCUCAUCGGGAGUUUCAAUCAAUAGUAGCAGCAGCAGUUCACCGGCUCAGAUCUAUCACUGUUACAAGUGUGGAUUCGAAAGUAGCCGCCAGAAUGUCAUCAUGGUUCAUACGAAGUAUUGUCGUGCUGUACCGAUGAACAUACCAUCGGUGAAAGUGGUGAAACCUGCCAAACCGAUCGCAGCCACCACGGAGAAAACCGAACAAGAUGUGACGUUGAAGGAGUCCCCUCCGACUCCGAAUAAAGUAGAAGAUCAAACUCCUCCUAAGACGGAAAUCGAGGAAAAGAUCGAGACAAUCGCCGAAGGGGAAGAGCUGGUGGAGGUGAUUCAAGUAUUGGAACAGAAACCUACACGUGGUCAUGCAAGUCGUACGCCAAGGGCCGCCGUACCAAUGGUUAAGGCUACUCCCAAAACGGAUCGACGAAGGAACCGGGGAAGAGCCCGGGAAACUCCGACACUGGUUGAGGACGAAAGUGACGAGAAAGUGGAAGUUUUGAUGGAAGUGACGGAAGAGAAGGAGGAACACGUAAAAGAGAAAAAGGAGGAAACAGUGAAGGUGGAAGCGGUGGCGGAGCUGGAGGUUGAAACUAAAACGGUCGAGGAUUCGAUUGAGAAAGAUGACAAGGACUCCAAGGUAAAGGUGGAACUAAAGAAUGAACUGUUGGCUGACUGGAGUGAAGAUGAGCAAGACGAUCAAGAUGAUCAGGAGGAUUCGGUUAAGGAAGAUGAGAAUGUAAAAAACGAAGAGCCGGAUAGAACGGAGACGACGGAGAAUACUACAGUAACUACGGCAAGUUCGCUGGAGACAAGUUUAGACAAGUCCGCAGAAUGUUCACCGCAGUUGGCUUCUCCGGUCUCAUCUGCGACAACAAUCAAGUACCGGAAUAUUCCUAAGAAACAGAAACGUGAGUUCAUUGAAGUGACAAACGAUCAACCGGUAGUGUCGGUCGCAAGUACAAUAGAGAAGUCGUCCAGUGAGAGCAGUAUCUCUACAACGGCAGCGACGUGCGGUGGAGAUACUCCGACGACUACAUCGGACAAAACUCAAAUUUCAAUUGACAGUCUCACAGAGCGACCCAUCAGUGCAAAACAACGUAUUCUUGAUCGGGCGACGCGUGGAUCAAGCAAGUCCGUCAGCAGUGACGAGGCGAAGCAAGAGUCGCUGAUGAAAGUUGUAACGCUAGAAUCUCAGCUGACAGCGGACGAAGACUUUAAGAAAGAAACUUCCUGUUUCGAUUUCCAAGAGGACGAAGAAGAAGAGGUGGUCUUGAACAAAUCUCCGCGAAGGUCGCUUUCAAAUAGGCGGGACACAUCUUUGGAAUUGAACUCCACCGUUCCGGAUCCGGUAAAAGAUCAAGAAGAGCAAGAGCGAGCAAAAAAAGAUGCUGAACUUAAGACGGAAAUCGAAUCGCUUCUGUGCGAAACUAGUAUACCGAGCUGCCCGGAGCUUCCUAAGAUUACAAAAGCACUAUCACCUGUACCGUCAUCGUCUUCUGCGGUAGAAACGCCACCACAGUUGAAGGAAGAAAUCGACCGGAACAGGACUCUUCCGCCGAAGGAACGUGGUAAGCGAAUUUUCAAGACGCGUAACAAAAUCAUCGAGAACGAAGCGAUUGCCUUGGAGCAAUCAAAAGCAAUUGUGAUGGAUUUUGUCAAAAAGUCUCACGAAGAGGAACUGGCCGAACUUCUGGAGCAGCAACGAGCUGAGGCGAAACUGAGUUCCGAAUCACCAACAACAACCAAUGACGAUUCUCAGGAAUCGAUCCUUUCAAACGAACCAGCGCGAUUUGAGAAUUCCGAAUUUGCUGCGAUCAAAUCAAAGCGAACGAAAAUUUCUCAUACGGAAAAUGUCCUUAACGUGAGUGACAAAACGGACAUCGCACAGGAACCAUCGGUUAGCUCCACCAAUGAGACAAAAGCUACGGAAACGGAGUCUCUUCCAGUGUCGAUCAGCAAGGAUCAACUGGCUUUGGACUCGCUGGCUUCAGCUGCCACUCCGAAAGGACGCAAAGGAAGACAGAGAAAAUCUGCUACGCCAGUAGUUGAAAAACCCACUGAAGAAGUGCCCGAGGUGGAGCAAAAACAAGAACCACGCGUUGAAGAUGCAACUCCCAAGGCCAGAAAGAAGAGAGGUGGCGAGCUUCAGAAUUUGGAUCUUAAGGCUUUGGAUACGCCUCGAUCGCGACGAGGCAGAAGCGUCAAGGCCGAGGAGCCUGCUGUAGUUCAGGAAGAACCUGCAAAAGUGGUUGAAGAACCAGUCGUUGCAACGACUUCCUCCGAAAGGCAUCGUAAAUCUAAGCGAGCGAAGAAAGAGGAAGAGCUGGAAAAGGAGCAACCCUCUUCGAAAGGGGAAACAGUCAAUAAACAGCAUGUCAUGGAAGUUCCUACUCCUGUUGUUGAGGAACCGAAAGAAGAACUGAAGGUGCCCAAAUUGAAACGUUCCAAGCAACUGCAGCAACGAUCGGCAGAUUCGACGGCUGAAAUAGUUCCGGAAAUUCUUGAUGAACCCAGUGUUCCUACAACCGAAAACGAUGAACCUGCGACCCCAGUGGAACCGGCACCAGAACCGUCACCUCCCGUGAAGCAACAGCCCAUCAAAAUGAUCAUCAAAUCAAAGGGUAGGAAAUCCAACUCGGAACUUCUCUAUGAACCUACUGUUGUAUCUCCAGAACCGAAGGAAGAUGAAGUGAAAGAGAAACUGCCCAAGUCGCCGAAAAGUUCCAAGAGGAAAAAGACUCCAGUAGAAGAACCAGUUGAACCAUUGGUCGUAGACACACCACCAGAGGACGCUACUCUUGUGCAGAGUACUUCGAUAAAAUCGCUGAAGAGCAAACGAUCCAAGCUUAGGACCGAGCCACCCAAAGCAAGUGACAAAAUUCCCGAAGAAACGCCGUCGAGCAAUCUCGUUUCUACUGAUCCAAGUGCAACGGAUCUUCAAAUUGCAGAAGCUCUCAUCCAUCUACCAGAUGUGACUCCUCCGAAACCCGUCGUCGUCGAGGAUCAGGAAAUGAUAGAAAUCAAACCCAACAGCAGUUCACCUAUUCCCACGACAACAGUGGCCACCGCAAAGACCAUCAAUCCCAGGAAGCGACAUUUGCAGACAUUGAUGAGCAGUCCUGAACUGGUGGAACAGCCACAACAACCGAACAUGUUUGAAACCGUAACCAUUCCAGAGAAGAAAAUACGUGAAACUGUAGAGGUUGUAAGUGACGCUCCUGUGAGCAUUGUACUCGAUGAGCCAGCCGUAACCGAAGCAGCCAACAUUGCCCAGGUCGAUGAGGAUAAGUUCGACAUCGACAACAUCCCCAUUGUCAUGGAUGACAGUGAACUGAUUGACGAUUCCACCAUCUCGACCACGACCACGAGUAAUCAAAAAUCAACCGAAGAGACUGUCCAACCAAUUCCGUCGGCUAAACCCAUGACGAAGAAGCUUGUGAUCGUGAAAAACAGCAAUGGAUCUUCUAAAAUAGUCGGUUCAAAAGAAUCGCCACCCCGUGAGAUUACAUCACCUGUUUCGAAGAAGAAUCUGGGCAUUAAAUCUACCACUAUUACCAUUAAACCUCCAGCCGAUCAACUUUCACCGAAGGCGACCCGAUCACCAGCUCAUUCUCCUCCGAUUCGAGGUGCACAGCUGGUCCAGUCCAGUAGCGGCGGACAAAUCGUCAUUACCAGCAAAGGAACUGUCCUCACAACUCAAUCCCCAGCCACUUCUUCGGCCAGGUCCAGCCGAACAGGAGGUCCCAAAACCCACGUAACCCCUGCAAAAGUUGGAAGCAUCGUCUCAUCGGUGAGCAGCGUUGGCACGAUUAGCAGUUCCACUUCCAAAUCACCUCCGACACCCUCUGCGCCCACCAGUCAUCGAAGUUCGAGCGAAACACCCAUCAAAUCCUCUAUCAAGAUAUGCGUGCAAUCCCAGGAAAUAAUUCAUUCUCCCUCAAAAGCGCGAUCAAAAGCUGUGGACUCAGCUACCAGCCAGAAAAAGACGCCCUCCAGCAGCACAUUUCCGCCAAAGAAGGUUCUAAUGAAGAAGCACUCUGAUGCUAGUACGUCCAGUAGCGGAAAACCACUGUUUUCCACAUCCAAGGGGGCUCCCAUUAAACCUCAACCCGCCACUUCAUCGGCGGUAAGCCCCGGUAAGAAACCUCACAAGGUAAUCAAAAUCUCACCACAGAAGCUCAAGGAGUUCACUCGGUUAGGGAUGGUCGAAGACAAAGGCCAAGGUAAAGUACUCACCGCCAGUGGUAUGAAGAAGUUCCGGCAAGAGCAGAACCAGCUGCAACAGCAAAAACCGCUCCCUGAAGAACCGAAGAAAACGCCUCGAGCGGAUUCAGUUGACGAAGAACCUUCAACGUCAACUCCGACGCCUCCACCACCAACCGAAGCCCCGGCUGAAGUUGUAGUGGCAGCAGCGGCUGAUUCUUCCGUCAAAGAAAUUCCAGCAGCUCCAAUGGAAGUGGAAGAACUCACGGAUAUAGCGCUAGCUGCUUCGUCUUCAGAGUCUCUAGAGAGGCCAUCGUCUCCAGCAGAGGUAGUAGAAACUGUUCCGACAGAACCGUCAUCUACGGAAGAAAACGAAGCAGAUGCCGCUAUCAAAGAGCCAGAAGCGGAGAGUAGCAGGCCUGUUGAAAAAGAGGCAUCGACAACACCAGUGGAUGAACCUUCCGAGUCCGCUCCGGUCCCAGUGUCAGCAGAAGUAACCACCGAAGCAACUGAAUCCGGUUCUAACGUGCAGGAAUCGUCUCAGCUGAUUGCCGUUCCUGCGGAAAACUUUGGUGGCCCGUCGAAUCUUUUCUAUCUUUGCUCGGUCCGAGAAGAGGGAUUCGUUCCCGUCAACAACGAACUGCUCUAUCUGGAUUCGUCAAACCAGUUGGUAGCCCUUCCGGAGCAUGCUUCCGUGGAGGACAUUGUAAAUCAAGCGGAGGUGCUGGAAAUCCCAGCUGGCAGUGAGCAAGCUACGGUGGUUACAGCAACCGCCACCGUCGACGGAGAAGGCAGCAUCGAAGCUGGUCAGCAGAAUAUCCUAUUGAAUACUCAGGAUGGUCAGCAGAUCAUUCUGGACCAGCAGAGUCUAAUGGCGCUGGCAGCAGGAGGCGACACGUCCCAAUUACUUACCCCCGAUGGACAGCAAAUUUUACUGCAGGGUUCGGCGCAAGAGCUGCUGGCAGCACUUGCCGUAAGUCAACCAGGCCUUGGAAUUGUUGCUGCCGAGGGAACCCAGAUCAUUGUGGCAUCAGAAUCGUUGAUCGAUCUGCAAGAUCCACCCCUACCGGGAGAAAUCAUCCAGGUGAAUCCGAAUACGACCGUCGAAACGAAUGCCGUUCUCACGAAACCACCGAUCAUGUCAGCCGUGGAAGUCCCCACCAAAAACGGAAACGGAGCCGAAGCGUCCGCCAACUUUCCCGAGCAGAGAGCAAUGGAGCCCGCUUCUUCGAAUCUCGACGAAAGUCUUGCUGCCGUCAUUGGCGUUCCGGGUAAUCCGAAUGUGCCCACGUCGUUGGAGUUGCCAAUUACCGUUACGAAUCCGGUCAUUGCCAAAACGACCACCUGUAAGAUCAAUCCAAUCUAUCCAUCUACGACUUCGAUUUCCGCCAUGGCUCUCGAUCCAGAACUGGCGGCGGUAGCUGCCGGGACUGUCCUCGGCCUUCCAACGGUAGCACAAACAGACUCUCUUACGGCCAUCAAGUCCAUCUGGGAUUGAAUAUUUUAUUCGGAAGCGCAGCCGUACGAAAAUCGAUAAAAAUAUAAGAUUAUUUUGCGCAUGUUGAUAACUUGGUGGCAGCACUGUCGCUAAACUGCUCGAAUCGACGACUGAUCAAACGAAAUAAUAAUUAAAAAAAACAUGAUAGAGUUCAUUUUUGGUUUUUCUCAAUGCCAAAUUCAAAUGCUUACUAUCACGGACUCAGCGCCAUCUCUUAACAGGAAGUUGUUUUAAAAACUAUUCUAUUCUCAACACUCGAUCGAUUGUCCCAUUUGAGAGUGUACGCACAUAGCUGCCACAUAAUUAUACAACAAUAGAAGCCAAUUGUACAUAAUACAAUUAGAUUGCAUAUAUUAUAAUAACUCUUACUGAUAGAGAUUGCUUGUUAGUUGAUAUUACAAUAAUUAUCACGAUACUAUUAUAUUGCCGUUAUACGCACAACUGUUCCACGGUGCUUAAGGAUGGCAUAGAACAUGGGACAGUUAUGCGUAAAACGGUACCUUCAUUUUGUUAUAGCAAUUUUACGACGCUUUCCCUCUUUCGUUUCGUUAAUGUGCGUGUGAGUGAUUUAGUCACUUUCUCUAAUUUAGACUCAGAUGUUUUACUUGUUUGAAUAGGAUUUUAAUUUAAUUCACCAUUGUGCGAUUACCGAUCUAUUUUUAUGAAUCACAAACAUAUUUAUAAUAAAUAGUUUUACACCGGGAGAAAACGAAUCGGAAAGCGACAAGUGAGAAUUUUGUGAAAGUAAUGACGCACGAAUGGUUCUAAGUCUACUGUGAGAUUUGCAGCGACGGAUUGUGAAUUAAUUGCUUUAGAUUUUAAACAUUGAUGAAAUUAACUUAGUUAAACAGCAAAGGUGACUCCCCUUGUAUCAUAAGUUUAUAUGCCGUACAAACAGGGCAAAAAGGGAUUAUAAAUCUCCUGUAGAACAUUUCUAUUGAGUGUGUAUUUCUUGCUCUGCAUUCUACCCUGCGCCUCCCUUGGGUAUGACAGGAUUUGAAUGCUACUAUUAUGCAAAGCUUUGCCACACAUUCUAAAACUGCUUUCUUGCUUCUGUCAUCAAGUAUAGUUGCGCACUUCCCCAACAUAAUAUAGGAACAGGAACUCUAUUCCGACAACUUUUACUAUUAUAGGCUAGUGUGUUAUAGAUCUUAGCGAGUUUAAAAGGCAUGUUCUUGUCUGAACAAAAUUGUAAAAAAUAUUAAUCGUGGCAUGAAGAACGUUCAUGGCGGAUGAGAAGCAAAAAAAUUGACCGAGAAAGGAACGCAAUUCAGAGUGAUGACUGUUGGUGGUUUUUACUAAAACCUCCUCAGUAAUAAUACGGUUGAUGAUGGAAAUGGAAAGUCGUUUGAAAAUAACUCUUUUCUUGUCUAUUGUGUAUGGAUAAUAAUUAUUCAAUACAUCCUACACACAAUUACUGAUUAUGUAUUUUAAGCGUACUAAUAGUGAUUACUAUUGUAAGUAAUAAAUGUUUAGCGAAUAUAAUGAAUCAAAACCAAA
Messenger RNA from Ochlerotatus camptorhynchus, 8354 nucleotides. RefSeq names its product mucin-2-like. The coding region runs from base 540 to 6854 and encodes 2104 amino acids. The transcript is spliced from 9 exons. The record is from RefSeq and is a predicted model, not a curated record. NCBI's taxonomy places the organism in Eukaryota, Metazoa, Arthropoda, Insecta, Diptera, Culicidae.